AAACUGCGAACGAGUGAAGAUCGUCACCAUGGCGACAGCUAUUUAUCUCGAACAUUAUCUCGAUAGCAUUGAAAACCUGCCCUGUGAGCUCCAGAGAAACUUCACACUCAUGAGGGAACUCGACAACAGAGCGGAGGAAAAGAAAUGUGAAAUCGAUAAGCUCGCAGAAGAAUACAUUAAAAACGUGCUGAAUCUGGCUCCGGAUCAGAGAGUGGAGCACCUGCAGAAGAUCCAGAACGGAUUCAGCAAAUGCAAAGAAUACAGCGACGACAAAGUGCAGCUCGCCAUGCAGACGUACGAAAUGGUGGACAAACACAUCCGAAGGCUGGAUGCCGAUCUCGCUCGCUUUGAGAAUGAGCUGAAGGAAAAGUUGGACGUCAGCGGCUACGAAAGUCCAGACAACAGAGCGGCCAAGAAGGUAGGCGGUCGAGGAAGCCUGAAGGAAAAACGACGGCCGAAAGGAAGAGGACGGAAAUCUUCAGACGACGACUCGCCGCGGAAAAAGAAAAUGAAGAGCAGCCCCGAGUUCUCUGAAUCCAUCCUUCCAGUUCAUCCGUCAGACGUCUUAGACAUGCCUGUUGACCCUAAUGAGCCCACGUACUGUCUGUGCCACCAAGUGUCAUACGGAGAAAUGAUCGGAUGCGACAACUCAGAUUGUCCCAUUGAGUGGUUUCACUUCGCCUGCGUUGAUCUGACAACGAAACCCAAAGGGAAAUGGUUCUGUCCACGAUGCACCCAGGAUCGGAAGAAAAAAUGAGACGCACAUUUGUAUCGUUGAGAGAUUACAUUUCUAUAUGAAUAUGUAUACGUAUGCACAUAUAUGUAUUUUGUCUAGGUGGUGAAAUAGGAUAUAAUAUAUACUCCUUAAUAUGGCCAUGAUGAAAUAUACGAGGGUCGCGAGGAAACAAAGUUUUUAUUUUUCAAAGUACUUGAAAUGUUUCCAUUUAAGUUUCAUUCUGUGUUGUCAAAUUGUCAUUUUCAGACAAUCUAGGAUAUAUAUGAUAUAUAUAUAUAUAUUUUCUCUUUACUUACUGUUUAGUAUGUAUUUUAAUUUUUUUAUGAAGCUUCAAGCAACUAUCAUGUCAUUGUGCUUUGCUCAUGAAAUGUUUCGCGAACUUUUAAGACGCUGAAUUCGGCAGCCGCUCUUGCACUUAAAGGAUAACGCAACUACUUUUUUCUGCAACUAUCGAUCACCUAACUUUAAAGUGCAAGUGAUACAUUUUAUUGUUUCUAAUUCUAUAAUUUCAGACGAUAACCUAAAAUCUCACUCGGAAUAUUUUGCAGAAUCGAGGCGAUUAGCUACUGUGGAAGCUUGUUUCCGCCUCAGAAUUAAAAACUAAAAAAGGUAAUCUAACAAUUCGGAUUUUUCU
Molecule: messenger RNA, 1370 nt
Organism: Sinocyclocheilus anshuiensis
Lineage: Eukaryota; Metazoa; Chordata; Actinopteri; Cypriniformes; Cyprinidae
Product: inhibitor of growth protein 5-like
Exons: 8
Coding region: 29-757 (242 amino acids)
Biological process (GO): regulation of DNA-templated transcription; positive regulation of apoptotic signaling pathway
Cellular component (GO): nucleus
Molecular function (GO): chromatin binding
Source: RefSeq, a predicted model, not a curated record